GUGUUAAGCUCUUUUAUAUUGGACAUCUUAACCUUCCGCACCCCCAUUCCGCGUUCCGAUCCUUUAUCAUUUCAUAACCUAUCUCUUCCAACUUUUUUGCCGACACCUUAUCAUUCUCUUCCUCCUGCUAAAGCAACGCCAUCGUCCAUCGCAGAGAAUUCCUUCAAGGAUGAUAAGGGGCGACGAAGGCUUCUGGGUUACAGAGUGUUAGUUAAGUCGAAGCCAUAGCUCUCUGCUCAAACUACUCCAACACUGUCCAGAAGAAGAAAACUGGCAGCAGACAUGGCCUUAGUAAAACCCAUACUGAAAUUUUGUCCCUCCGGCACUCCACGGCCGAGCAGCUGCCGGAAACCGCCGCUCUUCAGCGUGAGAAUGUCGAGCACCGCCACAUCGGCGAAGAAGGCCGCCGGGAAGCAGGCGAUCAAGGAAUCCCUCCUGACGCCGAGAUUCUACACGACGGACUUCGAGGAAAUGGAGAGGCUCUUCAACACGGAGAUUAACAAAAAUCUGAAGGAGGAUGAGUUCGUGUCGCUGCUUCAGGAGUUCAAGACGGACUACAAUCAGACCCAUUUCGUGAGGAACAAGGAAUUCAAGGAGGCCGCCGACAAGCUUCAGGGUCCUCUCCGGCAGAUAUUCGUGGAGUUCUUAGAGAGGUCCUGCACUGCCGAGUUCUCUGGUUUCCUUCUCUACAAAGAGCUCAGUAGAAGGCUCAAGAAAACAAACCCUAUUGUAGCAGAGAUAUUUUCUCUCAUGUCUAGGGAUGAAGCUCGCCAUGCUGGUUUCUUAAACAAGGGAUUGGCCGACUUCAACUUGGCAUUGGACCUGGGCUUCCUGACUAAGGCCAGAAAAUACACAUUUUUCAAGCCCAAAUUCAUCUUCUACGCAACAUACUUGUCUGAGAAAAUUGGGUACUGGAGAUACAUUACCAUAUAUAGACACCUGAAAGCAAAUCCGGAAUAUACGUGUUACCCGAUUUUCAAUUACUUCGAGAACUGGUGCCAGGAUGAGAAUCGCCAUGGCGACUUUUUCUCUGCUUUGAUGAAAGCUCAACCUCAGUUCCUCAAUGACUGGAAGGCGAAAUUAUGGGCCCGCUUCUUUUGCCUUUCGGUUUACGUGACUAUGUAUCUCAAUGACUGCCAGAGGAGUGCUUUCUAUGAAGGCAUUGGCCUUAACACAAAAGAAUUUGAUAUGCAUGUCAUCAUUGAGACGAACCGAACAACAGCUAGAAUAUUCCCGGCUGUACUAGACGUGGAGAACCCGGAGUUCAAGAGGAAGUUGGACAGAAUGGUGGAGAUCAACCAAAAGCUGAUCGCAGUCGGGGAGAGCAGUGACCUUCCCGUGGUGAAGAAUCUGAAGAGAAUCCCUCUCGUUGCUGCCCUUGCUUCUGAGCUGUUCGCUGCCUAUCUCAUGAAACCUGUUGAUUCUGGUUCCGUUGACCUUGCUGACUUCGAAACCCAGCUCGUUUACUGAAUGAAGACUGCUCUCCUCUUCUUUAAUUCUUGCGAAAACACUAUUCACGAUUGUGUAUAAUCAUCGUUUCUAUUUGGCUGAAUUAAUUAAUUCUCGUGGUCUCCCCUGAUUGUCUCGAUAAAAGUUAAGUAAUUUUUAAAAUUAUACUUCCUCCGUCCUCCGUCCAUUUAAGAUUGUUAUUCUUUUUUUGUCCGUUCCACUAAAUUAUGCUCCCUACUUCCAUAGGGAGUGUUUGCAUUUGCUUAAAAAAGUAUUUCUCGACUUUUGGCUUAAAAAACAAAAAAUAAUGUUUUUAAAUGACAACUUCUAUUUAAAAAAGUGUUUAUCGGCUUUUGUGCAAAAAAUGUUUUUUAUUUUUUCCAUUACACAAAAAGCACUUAUUUUGCAAACACUAUCAACUUCUAUUUUUCAAAUCACUUUUUUCUC
Molecule: messenger RNA, 1896 nt
Organism: Cuscuta epithymum
Lineage: Eukaryota; Viridiplantae; Streptophyta; Magnoliopsida; Solanales; Convolvulaceae
Source: the annotation of a GenBank genome assembly